Molecule: messenger RNA, 975 nt
Organism: Dichomitus squalens LYAD-421 SS1
Lineage: Eukaryota; Fungi; Basidiomycota; Agaricomycetes; Polyporales; Polyporaceae
Exons: 3
Coding region: 421-960 (179 amino acids)
Source: RefSeq, a predicted model, not a curated record
GGUGCUACUUGCGUCGCUUGACAUGUGCUCGCCCGUCUAUAUCAUCAACCAAUGUGAGGAGCGACUGGAAUGCGAGAAGGCGGAUGGUUUUACCUCUUUCGUACGACACGCUUUUGCUUGUGUCAGUAGUGGAUAAUGCGCCGUACCGGGAAGCGAUGCGAGCCAGAGUGCGGUAGGGGUAGCCUUAGCCCAACCUCUACUGAUCUUUCGGUAUGCAUUGAGCAGCUGGGGAUCCGAAGCCUCUUCGAGACCUCGGAGGAGCCUGCAACUCCAACCACCGUCUACCUGCCGCCUCUCUCGACGAUCACCGAGGCCGUAAGGGAGGACUACGAAGAAGACGACUUCUCGGAUGUCAAGUCGACGGCGGCCACAGUCGGGGUCGACGAAGAUGACGGAGAAGAUGGAGAGCGAGGGCGCCAUAUGUCCCGUGGUCCCCGCUCGCGUGUCUGUUCGCCUCCACCUCCCGGACAUGUCAGGAUCGGCAACGAGACCAUCGACGGGAUUCUGUUCGUCCAAAUUCGGAACCACUCCUUCGAGCCGAAACAUCUCUACAAGCUCGCAAACGACACUGCCAGGCGGCCGCGUACGGAGCGCCACGCGCCACCGAGCGACGCGAGUGUCUACAGCUCGGACGAAGUCCCCAUGGAGGAAGCCUAUCCCGACCUCUUCUCCAUCGUCGACCCGCUGUCCAAGUAUUUCAAGGUGCUCAAUGGCCAGUGCCGCGAUCUGGAAACCCUGCGGGACCUUGCGGAGUGCUUGGCAGCAUACGUCACCAACCUCGUAUGGCUUCAGCGGGAGUACGAGUGGCAGGCUGUCUUAGAAUACCACCUCGCCUUCCACCGUAAGCGUCUUCCAGAGAUGCGCGGCGGUAUCUAUUGUAAGUGGUUGACGAUCGACGAGGUGCUGAAGCACAAGCUUCUCGAUUGCUGCAAAGAGCGUCAAACUCCUCGCCGUUUGUGAGGGUGUUCGGUACAG